This is a messenger RNA of Ruditapes philippinarum (Manila clam), 1024 nucleotides long. RefSeq lists its product as uncharacterized. The transcript has 5 exons. NCBI's taxonomy places the organism in Eukaryota, Metazoa, Mollusca, Bivalvia, Venerida, Veneridae. The record is from RefSeq and is a predicted model, not a curated record. The coding region runs from base 476 to 1009 and encodes 177 amino acids.
GUAUACAUACACAUGCACAGCGCUUUAACUGGAGUGCAGGUACACAUGUAUUAGUUACCCUCACUACAGAGCAUGCCUAUUGAUUGGCUCAUUUUUGCUGGGGUUUACAUAUUGUGACAGCAGAGAAAGAGAAAGCGACAGAAAUAUCAUAUUCAGAUGAACGUUCAUUUGUUCCUUUUUGCCGGGGUUUCAUAUUGUGACAACAGGGAACGUGUUUUAUGUUUGACUAUGAUACAAAAGGGAAAGAACAUCAACACACUCGGCAAUCUGAUUAAUACUCGGGGGCUACACCCCCUCGUACAAAUCAGAUAGCCUGGUGUCUAUUACAUGGACAAGCCUUGUUGAAUGUGUAUUUUAGAAGUCACUGGCGUUGGAUAAGUAAUAUUGUUGAAAUCUAUCAGGAAUAUUGUGCUAGGGGUGGUGAGGGUCAGACCAGGGACUGUGAGUACUAAAUUAAGUAAACAAAUUGAAGACCAUGGCACUUAUAAACAAGGACAUUUUAUUAUUGCUGUCGGGAUGGAUGAUUUUGUGUGCCGAGACUCAAACUCGGGAUUUAUUCAUGGAUUCCCCUACAGCAUGCGGUAAAACAUUCGCGGCAGGUGAUCGAGAAGUGUUUCGUGUAAAACCACGAGGAACAGUUGGUGUAUCUCACCCUACAACAAACUGCGUCGUGUACUUUGAAUAUAGUCAAGCAGGUUCGAACUACAAGUUUGAAAUUGUGGUAGAAGCGGCUUCAUUUCGUGACUGCGGGCUUCAGCUACGUAUAUUUGAUGGCAAGAGCACUGGUGGCAAUUACCUGCGAGUAUUGGGCUGUGGUUCAACAACAUCUACUGCACAGUUCUAUUCGAAGGACAGGGCAAUCACACUCAUGUUGACUCGAACUCAGAACCAGUAUUUCUUCGGGAGUGACUUUCAGCUCAAAAUACAGCUUUACUAUGAUAGUGAUAGUAGUGAGAGCAGCAGUCAAGAUACCGUUGACGGUAAAGUAUCUUUUUCUAUUUCUCUAUAACGAGACAAAAAAAAC